Messenger RNA from Leishmania braziliensis MHOM/BR/75/M2904, 7416 nucleotides. RefSeq lists its product as hypothetical. The record is from RefSeq and is a predicted model, not a curated record. Bases 1 to 7416 code for a protein of 2471 amino acids. The transcript has a single exon. Lineage: Eukaryota; Euglenozoa; Kinetoplastea; Trypanosomatida; Trypanosomatidae.
AUGGAGUACGUGUUAGGCGUGCUCUACGCCACGAAACGGUAUGAGCCGUUCCACACGUCGGGCGCGCAUCCCGGUGCCUCGUCUCUGCAACACACACAGGCACUACUUUUGCACUCCGGGACAUUCGCGAUGAACUCGCUGGCCGGCGUUCCGGUGGUGCCGGAUGCGGCUGGUACCGAGAGUGACAACGACAACGAUGACACCGCCGCGACGUGGGAGGAUCUUCCCACUCCUACAGCUGGCAACAACCGUCGCUCACAGGUGAUGUUCGUCUUCCCUACGGCGAAGGACGCACCAGUGGUCAAGGAAGCGAAAGCCAUCAAGACUACGUCUCCGUUCAGGCACGGCGGAAGUGUUGAGGGAGAGCCGCUCUCGCCGCCACUUCCACUACGUGCGCUUACAUCAGGCGUCGACCGCGCCCCUACGAUGACGCUACCGUCGUACUUGUCGGGCUCCCGUCGUCGCUCGUUGUCCCUGACAGCCGGCGGCAUGCAGCUCCUUCCUUCGGCGGCGGCUGCUGGUGACCAAACGCUCUCUUUCCCUCGUGAAGGCGCUGCGCUGAGCCCGUUAGUCCUGGGCCUGUCUACACCACUUAACGCCAGUGAUGCGGUGCAGAACGCAACUGGCGGAGGCGGUGCAGGAGUCGCUGCCGUGGGACGCCCUGCCGUUCGGCCACAGCGUUUAGAGCACAUUGUGCCUACCAAAGCGAUUGCAGGUAAGUACGUGCUGCUGUAUCUGCCCUCGCCUCACCGGCAUGGCGAGGCCUCCGCUGCGGCGCUGUGGGGUAGCACCGGCUCUGCGGCGGCGAUUAGCCCUGGCGGCGCAGCUGGUGGGGGCGGUAGUGCCGGUCCCAGUGGCGCGCGUGCGCACCAGACAUCGGCAGUGCUGCAAAGCCCUCAGAUGGAUCUUUCAAAGCCGCGUCUAGGCGCCAGCACGCCGUCCUCUUCGUACUUCAUGGCCAGUGUGAGCCCUCAUGCAAUGUCCACCAGCGGCGGACGAGCAAGCUUCUCCACACCUCUGAACAAGUCUGUGGAGUCCUCAUCAUCCACGUCGACAGCGACUGUUGGCGGACACCACCUCAGCAAUCACCAUAUUUCACCCGGUGGUGCUGGCAGCGGCUCCGGUGCGGCGGCCCGACAGGCAGUCGUGUGCGCUGCUGCUGCCGCUGCGAGCACGCAGCAGAAGCUUCUCCUGUUCUACUGCCUCCUCCUGCACUACCUGGCGCACCAGAGCCCCGCGCAAGAGAGGACAAUCGGCAUGUCCUUCCUGGAGAGCCGCACCGAACUGGAUACGGCGGCCGUUGGGCCGGUUCCCGUCGCAGUUUUGGAGCUGCAGUACACGACGGAAGGACCAGUCCGCAGCAACGCGGGCGGGAUAUUGGGGACUUCCACCCUUGGUGGUAGCGGUAAUGUUUCUGCAGCGGCGGACGGGCACGGUGGCACGGUUUCGGUUUCUCCCGGGUCCACUGCAGGCGGCGGUGGCGGGGCGGGUGGCUCGGCUUCUCCUCCGCCUAGCGGUAACCGCACGUUCGCGUACAGCCCUGCGCCCGCGUCCUUGUCCACCCACAGCGUCUCUGAGGGCGCGCGUGGAGGCUUGAUGCCCCCUAGCGCUUCCUUUGGCGGUAGUGGCUACCUGUCCAUCACUCCCUCCGUCAUGGCUUCUCCGCGCUCCUCCUCCGCAGCACAUUUAUUCCCCAACGCCGGCGACCCGUUUGUGACCCAGCCUGAGGCUUGCGCAGACGAGGACAGCGCUACUGCUGCGACAGCCUUGCGCGAGUUGUUGAGGGGAAGCCUCGACAAUUCUGAUGCAGUGGCCGCACAGCGACUCAGCUCAGUCCUUCGCCACCUUCUUGAUGGCCAGCCGGAUGUGUGGUUCAACCCUGACAACAUUUCGUUCGACAGCGAGCUAACGCAGAACCCGUACUAUGGCGGGUGGUACUCGGUGGAGAGCAACGACGGCUAUCGGAGAGUCAUGCAGAUUUGCAACAUACAGUCCUGGCCAGCUGUAGUGCUCGUCGACCCGGCUGGCAAUGUAGUGACGGUGGAGGCGCUAAAGUACAUGGAGGAUGAGCUGGCGCGCUAUGUUGAUGAGGUGGACGCCAGUAUCGCGAAGGCAUCCGUAGCGCAUGCCGCUGUUUCUACCGCUUUUCCAAUAGAGGCGGCCGCAUCACUCGACGUCAGCGCGGGAGACGCGUCAACGUUUGCAGCGGUGCGAGCAUCAGUGAGCGUGUCGUCUACGUCGCCGCACACCAGCGAGGUUUCACAACAGGCUUCCGCUCUCCGGACAUUCCCUCAAGACGAGGCCAGCAUCAACGGAUUAGGGGUGGCAGAGAAGUCACCGUUGUCACCGCAGCUGCGCGUGUCACGCGUGACGGAAUCGCAAGCAGCCUCGCCGUCGCCGACGACGACACUGUUUCCGGACGGAACCACGGUGACGGACCACUCCAACACGAAUCCUCUGGAAGUACCCGUCAAGCUUGCUGUUGACGACGGCGACAAGGCCACGAGUGGCCUGGUGGGCAUGCCUGAGGGGCGUAGCAUGAGCCUCUCCGGCUCCAUCUGCCGCUAUGAGAGCUCUUUCUCUGUGCAUGACCCGCAAAUUCCCACCGCUGAGCCCACCCCGGUGAAGGCAGCACCCACGACAGCGCGUUACGUGGAGGAGAGUAGUGCUUACUCGGCACCCUCGAUUACGACACCAGCGACAGCAUCGAUCUCUGCAGUGACCGUAUCGCCUCUGCUCCCCAACACGAGCAUGAGCAGCAACGGGUUCUCUGCCGGCACACGGCAGUCUAUAAUGAGCCCUGGUCGAGGGGAGGUGAGGGACAAUCAGGAUGAUGAGCGAGGUAUGGGGACCGAGGAGCGGGCGUUGGGUAUUGCAGCGACGUCCCGCGCUGCCUUCAGGGAUGAAAGCAGCAACACCCGGCAGAGGUCAGGGGGGAUAUGUGAGAAAUCGACCAGCCUCAUGGCUAAGCCCUUGGCCCCACCACUCUCGAUGCCAGCGCUGCAGCGGAGUGAGUCCACUGCAACGCCCCCGGCAGCUUUCUCUCUCGCCAAAGUAUGCAUGACGAAGGGCCACACAUCGUUCCCCAGUUGGGACCCAAAGGCCUACGGGGGCGACGUUGCCGGCGUGCUUGCAGUGAGUGACAUGGACUCGGAGAUGGACUUGCUCACUGGGCUGGGCAAGACGCAGACGAGCCGCACCCAUACGUCUGAAGGGGCCGCACCUUCUGCUGCUGGAGAGGAGGAAGCGAAGAACUGGGCACCCACUAUACAAGUCCCGCUGGCCCCCGCGGUGCCGCUUGCAAAUGCCGUCACGUCUAGGGUAGUGGCGCACGUAAAGACGGCGGAGGGGUUCAUAGCAGCCACGCCUGGGACCCCACCAACUCCACCGUCGCCUUCUCCAGCGCCGCUGCCAGUGUUUUCUUCGGCAUUUCCGUGGAAUCGCGUGCUGGCGGAGCCGCUGAUGGCGUACCAACCGCCGUCCUUGAUGACGACGAGUGUAGGCACUGCCACCUCCGUCGACUCACGGAGGGUGAAGGAAAGUGCACCGCAGAGGGACAAGACUGACUCCUCGCCGCCGUUGCCUUCCUUGCGCCUGCUCAGCCGUAGGGCGACCGCAACAGCAUCACUCGGUGAGAGGCGAUGCGGCGACGGGGAGGACUUUAGGGAGGGCUUGAGUGGGUUUGACCGAACAACGGGAUUAUCAUCAGCCGGGGCAGCAGGCGCGCGACACUUGGCCGUGCCACCUAGAACGCACGCCGCAGCUGCGAUGGCGCCUUUGUCUAUGGUGCACCGGCAAGUAGGUCGCAGCAGUACGCCGGCCAGCAUGUCUGUCUCUGGAGUGCCAGAGGCUGCAGUGGCGUGCGAGCCGGAAUCUGGCGCCAUGUCGCACAACAGCCUCUUUUUGCAGAGUGGUGAGGUGCGGGGAGCGGCGGCACUGCAGCUGGAGCUGACCACGCUCGCUGACAGUUCGGCGCUGACGUGGUCGGGCCUCCGCUUACCGAUAGACCCGCUGCAUCGCCUUGCCUUCUGCACGGUGACGGUGAGCGAGGUGCGAGAGCGAGCGCGUCAGUCAUCCAACAACACUGUCCUGUCGUCUUCAGAGCUUGGAAAGACGAAUGAGCAGCCUCUUGUUGCGCCCCUGACGCAGGGGGCCGUGUGCCAGUCCUUGCAGGCUGCCUCGAACGAGAGUCUAGUGUUUCCGUCCCUGUCGCUUGCCAACAGCAUCGACAACGCCAAUGCACGUCGAUUGGCCGCCUCACAUGGUUUGCCCUCUCAGCCGCAGUUGCCGCUGCCUACCACCCAGGUACCACCACUACCGUCGCUACUGGACACUGCGAGCCAGCAGAUCAUAGAAAAGUUGCUUGAAAAGUGGCCGCGCGAGGCAGCAGUGAAAUUCAGCCUGUGCACACAUCUACUGAUCGUGUUUGGUGCCGGCUGGCAUCCUGGAAUGGCGAAGUUUGUGCGCGCAGUGCGCCAUCUGUGCAGCACCAUCAACGAGCCUGCAUAUGCAUCACCUGGAGCGCCGGACUUCAGGAAAAGACGUGGUAGCGAUGGCGACGAUGCGGGGGGCUUGCGCGGAGGUCUGGGUGGUCUGAACAUACGCGGGCUCAACAGUCAGCUGAGCACCGAGGACGACGCUGUCGCUCCGUUCGCUUCUUGGAAGGGAUUCAGCAACUCCUCGAUCGACUGGACCAGUGGCGGCGUAGGUGACUUUGCUGGUGGUUUUGGAGAGGCUAGCAGUCGCUUUGAAAUGCGUAGCUUCACCAGCUUCACUCGCGCCGACGCUGACGGCAGCAACGUAUCUGAAGAGGGGGAGCGCAUGCGAAGUGCGUGUACUCUCAAUGAAGCGGCUGCGGUGGUCGGCAAAUCUACCGCCCCCGAUACGACACCGCGCCGCCGCGUGCAGGUCAUCUACAUCAGUGCUGAUGAGUCGCUGCAGGCCGUGUGCUCUGCCAUGGCCGAUAUGCCGGGGGACUGGCUCUGCGUCUCCCCCUACGUGGCCCAAAGCGUGCCGGAGCGUCAGCUACAGGAGCACGCGAGUGACAUGGCGCGCCACAUCUUUCACGUCAAGUCCUUCCCGCGCAUGGUAGUGGUAGAGAUGCCCUAUGGGCAGCAACAGCAGCAGCAGCAGCAGCAGCAGCCUGCGAACGCAGAGUGCACAGGAGCCGUGCAUACAGGAGACAUCAGCGCUGGGGGCAGAGGCGACGUCGAGGGUGAGCUCGGCGACGCUGUUGGCACGCUCAUGACCUUGUACGACAUCGGCUCCAUAUCGCAGCCGGCGAGCGAGCAGCGACACGGGGGACUUUGGACAGUGGUGCAGUUGCACGGUGAGAUGCACCUCUACACUGAUCCGGAGGGCAAGGAGUUUCCAUGGCCGAGCGAGUCGGCUCGUACGCGGCGUACCAAGCAAGAGGAUAUACCCGCCUUGUUACGCUGGAAGCAGCAGGCGUGUGCGUCGCUCAUUAGUGGCUUUCGGCAGAAGCAGCAGCGGGCACUUCCGCACACCGGUCUCUCGUUGCACCCCUCGCCGAUGUUGGGAAGCAGCAACCCGGACGGGCUCGAAGAUGCCAUGCCUCUGCAUUUCCACACGGAGAGGCUAACGGUCUCUGAUACGCCGACGAAAGUGACUGCCAUAGAAGCGGAUGUCUUGGUUUCGACCGCCGAUACAGUGUCACUGCAUCCGCCAGUGGCGCGUCUCUUCCCCCCCAUCAAGCCGUUUCUCGUGGCAGACGGUGAGCUGCCAUCUCUGCUGGAGAGAGGCGGCUACUUUGUUGUCCUCGGCGCGUUCGGCUCCGUUGACCGGCAGCUGCACCAGCAGUGCUUCAACGCGCUUGAUGAGGUGCGCCAGUGGCUUUACGCAGAGGUAGAGGCGCGCAAACAGAGUGCGUGGUCGGAGCUGACGCAGUUGCAGGCGGUAGUGUCGUAUGGUCCGUACACAACGCCUUUUAGUGUGGACGGAGACCGGGUAACGUCCUCGCCUGCGGCGUUUCACCCCAACACUGGUGGCAAUGUCGGAAUGGACGAGUACACCUUACCUACACGCUACUCGUCGGGUAUCACGGCGGCCGCACCUCUGAGCAUUGCCCCCGGCGGAGGCGACCCUGACUCGGCUGCCGCGUUGCACGGCCUUGGCCACGGCACCUUCAGCAACCGUAGUGACAGCACACCGAUGGCCUUCGAAGAUGGCUGGCCAGAGUCGCGCGGCGGCACAUCCCCCAAGCUCGCGGCGUCGAGUCCGCCGGCACCUGGCCGACUCUCUCUCCAGCUCGACGCUCCCACCGGAGUACACGGGAUUCACGUAGGCGGUGCCCCUUCACUAGCAAGCGCUGCCGCCACGCACAAACCUAUCGCUGCCGCUCGUCCGUUGCCGACAGUGUACUUUUAUGACUCGAUCCUCAGCCAUCCACCCGCGCCUGACUCACCACCCCCCGCGACAGCGGCGCGUAACACCAGUGGCGUGCCUGGGGGUGGCGGGCAGGACGCCAACAAGGAGGUUGGACUUGAGGCGAAGCCAGCUCCGCUGAGCCACACGUCCCUCGCACCUACCGGCACCCCGGCAAAGGCUUUGCCUCGGCAGUGUGGCAAUGAUGCUGAGAACGCGGUGGCUACAGCAGCCUUUUCACCCUCGCCUGCUCCAACACCGUGUGUGGCAGAUAACACCUCGGCACUUCGCCGUCACCACGCCAGGGACCUGGCGCUCUUGCAGGAGUACAUCAUUGCACCUAUCCUAGAGGUGGAUGAGAGGCAGCUGCCGGUGCGUGAGGGGGAGCUGUACCUGGCGUGCGUCCGGUGGCCGCAACGGACGAGCGCGGUGCUACGGCGCUGCCUGACUUCUGAAGCGCGACCAACCGCUGCAGCACUAGCCGUCCCCUCGGGGAGCACCGCAGGCUUGCCAGCCGGUUCGACGUCGAGCUCCGCUGCCGGCAGCUCAUUUGGAGGAGGCCUGGCGUCUCCAUCGUCUGGCUCGAACUCAGCUUUGCGAAGUCUCACAGCUUCACAGUCUCUUGGACAGACACAACCGUUGCCGGAGGUGAUUCUGCGUCGUUCCUCAACCCCAACAGAUGCUUCUCCGUCCCCGAGCUCACCAAUGACGGCACUAGUGCUGGGCAGCGUCUCCGCAGCUGCAAUCACAGGCAGUAGCGAUGGAUCGAGUCACCUCCUUCCUCCGACCACUGCCCCUGCCGCGCUGCCAUCAUCAUCUUCUGCAGUGGCAGAUUCUGUUGGUGCUUCUGCAAGCGGUACUAAUACCGGCUUGAACUCACCGCCGCUGGGUGCCACGUUGUCAAACCACACCAUGCUGAUGGAGGAGGAGUGCAAGGAGGGGUCGCCCUACCCGGACGCGACUCCGCUGGCCUCCGCGGAGGCCAUCAAGUCAUUUCUUUAUGAUAACAUUUUGCGCCUAAUGGAGGCGUGA